This is a messenger RNA of Acytostelium subglobosum LB1, 1212 nucleotides long. RefSeq lists its product as hypothetical. The record is from RefSeq and is a predicted model, not a curated record. The coding region runs from base 1 to 1212 and encodes 403 amino acids. Gene Ontology annotation, cellular component: GPI-anchor transamidase complex. The transcript has 4 exons. NCBI's taxonomy places the organism in Eukaryota, Evosea, Eumycetozoa, Acytosteliales, Acytosteliaceae. Gene Ontology annotation, biological process: attachment of GPI anchor to protein.
AUGACAGGUAAAAGAGUAUCGAUUGUAAGCACCUUCAUACUGUUGUUUGCGCUUGGUAUACCAGUAUGGUGGCACACAACUACAACCUAUAGGUCAACGGUUGACUUCUCCAAGAUACUGGCCUAUCAAGAACAGUUUAAUGAUACCAAUAUAGUACAAUGGCCACUGUUUACAGACUUUAUACAACAGAAUCAGAACCAAAGGAAGCAAGAUCACAAAGUAGUUAAGACAGCAACCGAGUACUGUCUAUCUUUCACACUGUUGAACUCUGAUCCUUCAUCCUCUUUUGUUAUCCCUCGAUGGGACUUCCAAACUCUUUAUAAAUAUCACUUGCAAUCAUUUGUCGAUCAGAUAUCAGACAUAGCCAACUUUACUGUACAAUCAAAGAUAUCACACUACGCAACACUUCUCAAGCCACCAACCUUUGAUAGACUGAAGAAUCAAUACAUUAUUCCGUCACAGUCAUUGUCAGAGUACAUCAAUCCCAAUGAAUGGAAAUUAGAUACGACAUCUACCAACCAGCCAACACUUAACUUUAUUAUAUUUAUACCAAGUCAGUCCCAAUCUCCUCUAUAUAUCGAUGAUGACAGCAAGAGCAAUUCAUUCCUCAUCCCUCAAUGGGGUGGCAUAAUCAUACACAAUGUACUGGGCGAGCAACAACAACAACAACAAGGUGAUAAACAAUCUUUCCAUCAUGUUGAUUUGAGUGAUCAACUCCAAGAUUCUUUGGUCACAUUCAGAUAUCAACUGCAGGAACUGCUUGGAAUCGAACAAACAAAGGAGGGCGCCAAAUGGAAUCAGAUCAGCGAGCAACAGUUGCAUCAAUUGAUCGUGCAGUACACUGCCGAGAACCUGAACGUCACUAUCAACACGCUCACCUCAUUGUGCUCGCUCAUCAACAGCAUGCCCAACAUGAAGGUAUUGGACAACAUCAAGGAUGAGGUGGCCAACGCCACUGCCGCACUGGACAGAGCCCAUCAAGCACUCGCCUCAAAGGAUUAUCGUUCUGCGCUGCAUGCUUCCAAGAUUGCAUUGGAUGCGUCAGAGACGGCAUUCUUUGACAAGAACAUGUUAUCUCAGUUGUAUUUCCCUGAUGAACACAAGUACGCAGUGUAUACACCAUUGUUUGUACCUGUAUGUUUCCCAAUUAUUGCUGGAGUUAUCCAAGAGGUAAAGAAUGCAAAGGCCAAGCGUAAGGCCAAGCAACAGUAG